This is a messenger RNA of Maudiozyma saulgeensis, 3327 nucleotides long. Lineage: Eukaryota; Fungi; Ascomycota; Saccharomycetes; Saccharomycetales; Saccharomycetaceae. The record is from the annotation of a GenBank genome assembly.
AUGUCUGGUGAUCUAAAAAGAGCUGCAGAUGAUUUGGAAGAAACUUCCCCGGACAAUGUGGGUUUAACUGCUAUAACAGGUAAGAAAAUAAAGACGUUAUCUCAGGACCACAGUGUUGGUAGUGAACCUGUCUCUACCAUGGAAAUUAUUCCUUCUGAUUCAUACAAAAAAUAUAGAUCCCAAGGGUUUAAGGCAUCUGAUAAAGAAUUAAAUGCAACUCAGAUGCAAUCUGCCUUUGAGAGAGAAUUAUCAGAGCUGGAACAUGAAGCUCUUGAUAUUGCUGAAGAAGAUACUGGUAUAAAAGGCGUUGAAGCUAAAAACUAUCUAAGAACUGCACUUCCUUCCGACUUUUCUAGUGAAACACACGAUAUUUCAUUCCAGCAAAUUGAAGUUGAACAAAGUACAUUAUCUUAUAUUAAGGAUGAAGAUACAUCUACAGUAGUUAGGUUUUUCGGUGUGACAAACGAUGGUCAUUCGAUACUUUGUAAUGUUACUGGUUUCAAACAUUAUUUAUACGUGCCACAACCUGCAGCCGAUAAUGCAAAUGAUAAAAAUACCAGAGAUCGAUUUAUAAGUUAUUUGAAUGAAAACUACAACAAUUGUGUCAGUUCUAUUGAUGUGGUGCCACGUCAAUCCAUCUGGGGUUAUUCUGGUGAUGCAAAAAUUCCAUUUUGGAAAAUUUCCACAACUCAACCUAAUAUUAUUAACAAACUGAGGACUGGGUUUGAAAGGGGACACAUGACUUUUGAAUCUUGGUUUUCUUCUGGAACUACUACCUAUGAUAAUCUUGCUUAUACUUUAAGAUGUAUGGUUGAUUGUGGGAUUGUCGGUAUGUCUUGGAUUACCUUACCAAAGGGUAAAUAUACCAUGGUGCCUGAAGACAGAAGGGUGUCUACAGCCCAAUUGGAAGUUCUUAUAAAUUAUCGUGAACUAAUAUCUCAUCCGGCAGAAGGUGAAUGGUCGCAUUCUGCGCCAUUGCGUAUACUAUCAUUCGAUAUUGAAUGUGCUGGUAGAAAAGGUAUUUUCCCAGAACCUGAACAUGAUGCAGUUAUCCAAAUUGCUAACGUUGUUUCAGUAGCUGGUAGUAAAAAGCCGUUCGUAAGGAACGUUUUCACUGUCAAUUCAUGUUCUCCUAUCACUGGUUCUAAGAUAUAUGCGCAUGAUAAAGAAGCAGAUAUGUUGGCACAUUGGCGUGACUUUAUAGUGGAUGUCGAUCCUGACGUGAUUAUUGGUUAUAACACCACGAAUUUUGAUAUUCCUUACUUAAUUAACCGUGCAAAGGCUCUUAACGUCGCACAAUUUCCUUAUUUUGGUAGAUUAUCCAAUGUAAAACAAGAAAUUAAAGAAACAGUUUUUUCUUCCAAAGCAUAUGGUACUAAGGAAUCCAAAGAUGUAAAUAUCAAUGGUCGUUUGCAAUUAGAUUUAUUGCAAUUUAUUCAACGUGAAUACAAAUUAAGAUCGUAUACAUUAAACGCAGUGUCCGCUUAUUUUUUGGGUGAACAGAAGGAAGAUGUUCAUUAUAGUAUUAUUACUGAUCUACAAAAUGGUACCAGUGAAACCAGAAGAAGACUGGCAGUAUAUUGUUUGAAGGACGCAUACUUACCUUUAAGAUUAUUAGAAAACUUGAUGGCAUUAGUUAAUUAUACAGAGAUGGCUCGUGUUACAGGUGUCCCUUUUUCAUACUUGUUAGCCAGAGGUCAGCAAAUUAAAGUUGUUUCCCAAUUGUUUAGAAAAUGUCUAGAAAUUGAUACAGUAAUACCUAACAUGCAAUCUCAAGCAACAGACGAACAAUAUGAAGGUGCGACCGUUAUUGAACCUAUUCGUGGUUAUUACGAUGUACCGAUUGCAACUCUGGAUUUCAAUUCCCUAUAUCCUAGUAUUAUGAUGGCACAUAACUUAUGUUAUACAACACUUUGCAAUAAGGCUACUGUGGAAAGAUUAAAAUUGAAGAAGGAUGAAGACUAUAUUAUUACACCAAACAAUGACUACUUCGUGACAGCAAAGAAAAGGCAUGGUAUCUUACCAAUUAUCUUAGAAGAAUUAAUUUCAGCCAGAAAAAGAGCCAAAAAUGAUUUAAAGGCCGAAACUGAUCCAUUUAAAAAGAAUGUCUUAAACGGUAGACAACUUGCUUUAAAAAUUUCAGCCAAUUCCGUGUAUGGUUUCACCGGUGCAACUGUUGGUAAAUUGCCAUGUCUGGCUAUAUCUUCCUCUGUUACUGCGUUUGGUCGUGAUAUGAUUAUGACUACCAAGAAUGCUGUUCAAGAAAAGUAUUCUAAGAAAAAUGGUGCAGAACACGAUUCUAUCGUUGUCUAUGGUGAUACAGAUUCUGUCAUGGUGAAAUUUGGCAGUACUGAUUUAGGAGAAGUUAUGAAAAUGGGUACUGAGGCUGCUGCUUACGUAUCAACUCUGUUUAAACAUCCAAUUAACUUAGAAUUUGAAAAGGCAUAUUUUCCAUAUUUAUUAAUUAAUAAAAAGAGAUAUGCUGGUUUAUACUGGACUAAUACUGAGAAAUAUGAUAAAUUGGAUCAAAAGGGUCUUGCAUCUGUCAGAAGAGAUUCAUGUCCAUUAGUUUCUAUUGUCAUGAAUAAGGUUUUGAAAAAGAUUUUAAUUGAAAGAGAUGUAGAUGGUGCUCUUGCCUAUGUCAGAACAGUGAUUGAUGAUAUAUUACACAACAAAAUUGAUAUAUCAAAAUUAAUUAUCUCAAAGACGUUGGCGCCAAACUAUACAAACCCACAACCCCAUGCUGUUCUUACUGAGCGUAUGAAAAAAAGAGAUGGUAUGGGACCGAGUGUGGGUGAUCGUGUUGAUUAUGUGAUUAUUGGUGGUAACGAUAAACUGUAUAAUCGUGCCGAAGAUCCAUUAUAUGUGUUAGAGCAUAAUUUGCAAAUCGACUCUAAAUAUUACCUGAAUAACCAAUUGCAAAAUCCAAUCUUAAGCAUUACCGCCCCGAUUAUUGGUGAAAAGAAAGCAAAUGAGAUGUUUAUAGUUAAGUCCAUUAAAAUUAAUACAGGUUUAACUAAAGGUGGUUUAUUUGGGUUUGUUAAAAAGGUAGACGUUUGUAAAAAUUGUAAAAGCCCUCUAAAGAAGGGUGAAACUGCUCUCUGUGAAAAUUGUCAAUCUAAAUCAAGUGAACUGUAUAUCCAAGCUCUUUAUGAUGUACGAGAUCUCGAAGAUAAAUUUUCAAGGUUAUGGACUCAAUGCCAACGCUGUGCAGGUAACUUACAUAAUGAAGUGCUGUGUUCUAAUAAGAACUGUGAUAUUUUCUAUAUGCGUGUUAAAGUGAAAAAAGAGUUACAAGAGAAGGUUGAACAAUUAAGUAAGUGGUAA